GAAGGUAGCAUCCUGCCUCCCUCCCAGUUCCAAGCCACCCAGCCCCAUGGUCCCCGCCGCCUGCGUGCUGUUCUGGGCCCUACUGCUGAGUCUGGGGCUCCAGGCGGCGGGGGCCCAGGACCAGACCCCGACCACUACCCCGACAGGGACAGGGACGAAGGGGGUCACCUUAAGCUUCGGGAGCCCAGCCCGCAGCCGGAACACUGGCGGCAUCUCCCAGUCCAGUGUUGCCCAUAAGACGAAAAUAGUUCUGGAGGAUGAGAAUGACGCAGUGGCCACCGCAGAUCGUCUAGCAGGCCCGGCAGCAGCCGAGCUCCUGGCCACGGUGACAGGCAUGAGCAGGUCAUCUGAAACCGGCUUUGGUGACGAUGAUGAUGGGUCUUUGGAAGAGGGGGUUGUGAUUGAUGCCAGAAAGAAUAACACCAGCAUGGAGGCUCGCACUAUAGAUCCUAUGACAAUAGGUACCAGCACUGGGAGGGUAACAGCCAACAAACAAGAGAAGGAAAUCAGGAUGACCACAAGCCUGCCACCCACCGCCGGUUUGCGUUCUACUGGGGAACUGAGCACCGAGGCCUUGAGCCGGUGGUCAACAGCUGGGUCUACCCCCAGCGGGUGGCCGUCAACCUCGCGCACAGCUAUGCCACCUCCUGAGGAUCUAAGACUAGUGCUGAUGCCCUGGGGCCCUUGGCACUGCCACUGCAAGUCGGGCACCAUGAGCCGGACCCGGUCCGGGAAGCUGCAGGGCAUUUCUGGGCGACUUCGAGUUGGAGCACUGAGACAAAUCCGUACAGAACAUCGGCCUUGCACCUACCAGAAAUGUCCCUGCAAUCGCCUUCGGGAAGAGUGCCCCCUGGACUCAGAUCUUUGUUCUGACAACAGCUGCACCACUCAGACCACCACCACCACCACCACCACCACCACAGCCCCCAUCCAAACCAGACGUCUAACCCUUCCACCUCCCCCACCUAGCCCAGGUCUCGUUUUUUGGAAAAAAGUCAGAAUGGGCUUGGAGGAUAUUUGGAAUAGCCUCUCUUCAGUGUUCACAGAGAUGCAACCAACACACAGAAACCGGAGGUAAUGGCCACUUCAUCCACAAGAGGAGGUGUCAGCAUCUCAACCUCUCCCCUUUCAAUCCCCA
Messenger RNA from Urocitellus parryii (Arctic ground squirrel), 1138 nucleotides. NCBI's taxonomy places the organism in Eukaryota, Metazoa, Chordata, Mammalia, Rodentia, Sciuridae. The record is from RefSeq and is a predicted model, not a curated record.